CUUUGACUCUGUUCUCUCAUACACAUAUACAUACCUGGCCUGCACAUUCCGUACCACCAAUAUCCCAAGCUCCAGAGUCCUGCCCAACUUCUCUCUCUCUCUCUACUCUUCUCCGAAAACAUUGAAACCCUGGCUUGUCUCUCUCUUCCUUUCCCAAUUCCCAAAGCUCCUUUCUUGCUUGCUAGCUAGCUAGCUACCUACCUCGGGUCCUCGCUCGCUCUCUUUUAAUUAAUUUCCAUCAAGAAGAUCAUUAAUUAAAUCACACCUACUUCCAUCGUCAACCUCCCACCGUAAGUAUGGGCAAGUUCGACGCCCUCCGUCGAUUACUCCCUUCUUGCUUCUUCCCCACCUCGCAAACCAACGCCGCCACCGCCACAACCACCACCAAGAAACGCCUCAGCACCUCGCUCCGGGAAGAUCUGCCCGACUACACUGAACAAGAUAUUCACAAGAAUCAAGACCGAGACUCCCAGGCAUCUUCCACCUCCAGUGAUAGCGUUCCGGCUUCCAUCACCUCCAGUACUACCCCUCUUGCCCAGCCUCGCCCUUCCAGAUCGAUGGUGGUCGGCACCAUUUUCGGGCCCCGCCGCGGCCACGUCUGGUUUUGUGUCCAACAAGACCGCCUCUCCUCCAGACCCACCGUCCUCCUCGAGCUUUCCAUCUUGACCAACCAGCUCGUCAAAGAAAUGCGAGGCGGGCUCGUUCGUAUCGCCCUCGAGUGCGACAAGUCCGAGCUAGGGUCGUGCCCUCUCCGCUCGGUUCCCGUCUGGACCAUGCACUGCAACGGCCUCAAGCUCGGGUUCGCGGCCAAGAGAAAGGCAAGCGAGCGGGUCAGAUCGAUGCUGAAGACCAUGCAAUCCACGACGGUCGGAGCAGGAGUCAUACCGGCAGGGUUCGGGUCUUCGGCGUCGGAGGAGAUAAUUUACAUGAGGGCUAAUUAUGAGCAUGUGGUGGGGAACUCGGACUCGGAGUCGUUCCACCUCAUAAACCUGGACGAGUGCAGUACUGGUCAAGAAUUCAGCGUGUUCUUGCUUAGGUCCAGGAAUGGGAAAUUCCUUUGAAUGGAGAAAGAGGUAUUUUCAGUGCACAAAACUGGUUAUUUACGUUGUGGUAGGCAUCGUAUGUUCAUCUUGGGACUAGAAAAUUAGGGUUUUCAGUUUUGGGUAACCCUUGCAAUCAGGGUGCUUGAAAAUUUAUUGUUUUCUUGCACCUGAAUCUGACGUUUUGGAUUCAUUGUUAUUGGAUUUUCUUUUAGGAAGAGCUGGGAAUCAGGGAUCACUAGUUAUGUUAAGAAGACGAUGAGUUUUCUCGGGUUAAGUCCAAAGGAAUAUUGGUCUUUUCAGACCAUGAAAUCGCAUUCGUGUAACGUCUCAUGCUUAAUUAAACAGAUAGAUAGCUGGAAUAUUGGA
Juglans microcarpa x Juglans regia is the source of this 1409-nucleotide messenger RNA. Its product is annotated as protein MIZU-KUSSEI 1. The record is from RefSeq and is a predicted model, not a curated record. NCBI's taxonomy places the organism in Eukaryota, Viridiplantae, Streptophyta, Magnoliopsida, Fagales, Juglandaceae. Gene Ontology annotation, biological process: hydrotropism. The transcript has a single exon. The coding region runs from base 297 to 1061 and encodes 254 amino acids.